Penicillium crustosum is the source of this 2475-nucleotide messenger RNA. Its product is annotated as DNA cross-link repair protein PSO2. The transcript has 3 exons. The record is from RefSeq and is a predicted model, not a curated record. NCBI's taxonomy places the organism in Eukaryota, Fungi, Ascomycota, Eurotiomycetes, Eurotiales, Aspergillaceae. Gene Ontology annotation, biological process: protection from non-homologous end joining at telomere; interstrand cross-link repair; double-strand break repair via nonhomologous end joining. Gene Ontology annotation, molecular function: damaged DNA binding; 5'-3' DNA exonuclease activity. The coding region runs from base 1 to 2475 and encodes 824 amino acids.
AUGGCCGGAUCCUACGCGAAGAAGGGGGUUAUACCAUCCAAAGGAUCUUCUGGGACAAGGCAAUCCUCAAUAAAGCGCAACUCGAGCAUCCUGAGCUUCUUUCAGAAGACCGACACGCCACCGGCGGCCGGGGGACCCAGGCUUCCCAAAAGGGGCAGCAGUUCAAGGAAUGAUCCUGCUGGUGGACUUUUCUUGGAAGAUAAAAAGGGACUCGCAAAGAUUGAACGAGCGACGGUGACGAGCGAAAGAGAGCGAUCGCUGACGCCUGAUUUUUGGGGCGACGAUGAUGAGUUCUUGAAGCCGGAUUCCAAACGAUACAAUGAGAGCGAUACAGCGGUCAAGCGUCGGAAAUUCGACUCACCGGGCAGUCCGGUCAACGAAACAGAACAACCAGACACCGAAUCGAAGACUGAAAAAGUGCCCACACCCGCACCUGCACCCGCAAAGACCCAGAAAAGGAGCGGACCAUUCAUCGAUGAGUCUGACAGCGAGGAUGAUAUGGAAGCAUAUCGGGAGCUUGAUGAAACCACACCCGCCACUAGGGAUACGACGAACGGGAUAUUGCAAAUGGAUGAAAUAGUGGCUACAGAACGCACUUCCGAAUCUACACCCCCGCCACUGGUAAGAACCGCCACGAAUAAUGCCGAUAAUGAUGAAUACGCGAAUUUUGACGAUAUAGAAGAUGAAGACGAGCUUAUAGGGGAAGAGUUUCGAAAUCGGCCAUGGGAAGGCGAGGAACAAGAGCAUCAGAUGGACCUUCAGGUAGAUCCAGACAAGGACUUAAACGAUUGUUCAGGUGUAGAAGAUAUUGAGGCGGAGGUGAGCACAUGUCCUAUCUGCCAAAUGGUACUGAAGGAUCUUAAUGAGACGGCAAUUGAGAUCCAUGUCAACGACUGCCUAGAUGGUAAAACCAACCCUAUACCGGCCACACCUGCUCCUAAGCUCACGGUGAAGCCGGCUUCCAAGCCAGCCACCAUCGGCAAAGGGCUGACGCGCGCGGAGCGCGCUGCUAUUGCUCGGCCUGCGCAAGGGGAUCCCUACUCACAGAAAAAACCCAUUGGAGGUUCCGCAUUCUCCAAGAUGAUGGCUGGAAAUGCAGAAGAUACUGCUUGGGCUACUGCAGCUGCGAACGAGGUGUCUUCCCGUGGCAAACAAGCCUACCAACGGACUUGUCCAUUUUACAAAAUUCUUCCGGGGUUUUCCAUAUGCGUCGAUGCCUUCCGAUACGGAGCCGUCGAAGGGUGUAACGCCUACUUUCUCAGUCACUUUCACAGUGAUCACUAUAUAGGGCUCAGCAAGUCCUGGUGCCAUGGGCCCAUUUACUGCAGUCGACCAACUGCCAAUCUUGUCCGCCAGCAGCUUCGCGUUGAUCCCAAGUGGGUAGUUGACCUCGAGUUUGAAUCUACCACUGAAGUACCGGAGACGGGAGGGGUGCGGGUCACCAUGAUACACGCAAAUCAUUGCCCCGGUAGUUCACUUUUUCUUUUCGAAAAGAGUUCUGGGAAUGGACCCAAUGCCAAUAACCAACGGGUGUUGCAUUGUGGUGACUUUCGUGCGUCUCCAGCCCAGGUGCAACAUCCACUUCUACGCCCUAAUGUGAUCAACCCAAUCACUGGAAAGCCAAGGCAGCAACAUAUCGACAAAUGUUAUCUCGACACCACAUACCUGAGCCCAAAAUAUGGAUUCCCCGCCCAAGAGGAUGUGAUCACAGCGUGCUCGGAUCUAUGUGUGCGCCUGAACGAAGAAGCUGGCGUCGGAUCUGAUACGGGGAAGAACGGUGCAGGCGGUUUGAUGGGCAAAUUUAUCUCCGCCGCGACAGGGAGCAACAAAUUACAAGACAAAACCUCGAAUACCGGAGGCCGACUGCUGGUAGUGAUUGGCACUUACAGCAUUGGCAAAGAACGGAUAUGUAUGGGGAUCGCUCGAGUACUUGGAUCAAAAAUCUUCGCGACUCCACCGAAACAACGAAUUUGUGCCUGCUUGGAAGACCCCGAGCUCUCCGCGAUGCUAACCAGCAAUCCACACGAAGCGCAAGUACAUAUGCAAACCCUCUUUGAGAUCCGCGCCGAUACCCUGGCAGACUACCUUGAUGGCCUCAAACCGCACUUCUCCCGAGUCGUCGGUUUUCGCCCGACCGGCUGGACCUAUCGCCCACCAGCCGGGCGACUGGUACAAAAUCCACCAGUCUCCACUGUGCUACACGGUGAACACUGGAAGUCGCCAUUUACCAGCCAAGAUCUCACACCGCAGCGCGGCAGCACACGGGAAAGUGCCUGCUUUGGUGUGCCGUACAGCGAGCACAGUUCAUUCCGCGAGUUGACCAUGUUCUGUUGCGCUUUGCGGAUCGGGCGGGUCAUCCCGACGGUGAAUGUUGGGAGCCAGAAGAGUCGGGACCAGAUGAAGGUUUGGAUGGAUCGGUGGGACGCGGAAAAGAAGAAGAAUGGGUUGUUUCCUGUCACUGGCGAUCGGUGGUGA